ACACAGUCUGACACACACAGUCUGACACACACAGUGACAGCGGAGCUGGAUCAGAGAGCAGCAGCCGUCGGUCUGAAGGACUCUGAAGACUCAGACUCGUCUCCAGGUUUGGAUCCCAGACUAGAAGGACAUCCAGGGUCUCUAGGCAACCAUCAGCUUUCUCUCAUCACCCUGUUCUCUGCUUCCUAAACUCUGAUUGGCUGGAAUGACCAACAGGGUAAUGAACUCUUGUGACCCCACAGUGGGCGGAGCUCCUGAGGUGGAGGCAGCAUCUUUACAGGUGUUUCCAGAAUCAAAGGACCGUGCUCCAAAACUCUCCAGGCGGCUCCCUUCCAUCGUGGUGGAGCCGACAGACUCAGGUGAUGUGGAGAGCGGGGAGCUCCGCUGGCCCCCGGAUGAUGAUCGCGGUGACGUCACACAGCGCCAUCAGCAGCGGGCAGGCCGACCUAUGGAGGGGGAGGAGCCUCAGGAGCAGGUGAUGGGCGGGGUCUAACAUGAAGAGGCGGAGCCUGACCGGAGAUCAGCGCUGAGCUCUGAUUGAGCCUCACAGCAACAACCACGGACUCAACCUUCACGCAUUUUUUCAUUCUUUUAUGGAUUUUCUGGAGAACUUAAUCUGAUCGUUAAAAUCCUCGAUUAAAGAUCAGAUCAGACAGAAGCUGCUGCUCCUUCUGUCCUCCUGGUUUAAACGGAUUAUUUUAUUUUUAUGAGCUCCUUCCUGAAUGUCUGUUCAUUCUUCAUCUUGGUACCAGAACUCCCAGCCAUGCCUUGGUUCCUUUCACAGCUCCUCUGGAUUAUUAAUCUCCACAUGCCUUCAUUAAGUCAAUAAUCCUCUGGAUUAUUAAUCUCCACAUGCCUUCAUUAAGUCAAUAAUCCUCUG
Molecule: messenger RNA, 880 nt
Organism: Cyprinodon tularosa
Lineage: Eukaryota; Metazoa; Chordata; Actinopteri; Cyprinodontiformes; Cyprinodontidae
Exons: 4
Coding region: 206-493 (95 amino acids)
Source: RefSeq, a predicted model, not a curated record